This is a messenger RNA of Engraulis encrasicolus (European anchovy), 5266 nucleotides long. RefSeq names its product nuclear receptor subfamily 1, group H, member 3 (gene nr1h3). Bases 448 to 1836 code for a protein of 462 amino acids. Gene Ontology annotation, molecular function: zinc ion binding; RNA polymerase II cis-regulatory region sequence-specific DNA binding; nuclear receptor activity. The record is from RefSeq and is a predicted model, not a curated record. The transcript has 11 exons. Gene Ontology annotation, biological process: cell differentiation; positive regulation of transcription by RNA polymerase II; negative regulation of transcription by RNA polymerase II. NCBI's taxonomy places the organism in Eukaryota, Metazoa, Chordata, Actinopteri, Clupeiformes, Engraulidae.
UAUUAUCCAGCGGCCCAUGGUGCCUCCUCAUUAGCAGUCGUAGUUAGUUACUUCGAAUAUUUUGUGUGUUAUCAAAAAUCUAAAAAACGUUCUUGUAAUUUUCGCUAGUAGUGAAAUCCUAUGUACAAUCCAUCGUUGGUACAAUCAAAGGAAAUACCGUUUUUUAUCCAGGAUUGUGUGGCAAGAUUUUCUACUAUUGGAGACAAAUUGGAGGAUUCAGCGUUUCAAGGGCCUCUCACUGCUCGACCCUCUGACUGCAGUGGAACCCCCCUCUGACUACAUCUGGGAGUCAACGUCUUCUGUGUGUCUGUGGGUGUGUGGGUGUGUGUGUGUGUGCGCGUAUGCGUGUAUAUUUUCCUGACGGCCAAGGGCAAGAUGGACAACCAAUAACAAGACAUUGUUUCACGGGGCGUGAAGUCUUCGUUAUGACAAGCUGCUGUGCAGAAGAUGUCCACCCUCACUACGACUGAUAUCGCUGAUGUUGGUCAUGAGGACGGUACGGUGUUUGAUGGGCAGGAGAAGCUGCGUCUCGACUGCAGCCUGGGCGAGGAGAGCCUCUCCACCGAAAUGAAGCAGGAGGCUCAGCUGACCACCCUUGGCCUCCCGCCGGCCGCCUCCUUCGACGACUCGGCCUCGGCAGGGGAGGCGCCCGGCCCUCUGGUCAUGGACCCCAGCGACAUCAAAGUGGACCCCUCAGGCGACACGCCGCCAGCUAACACAGAGGGCCAUAGUGGGCCGGUGAAGAGGAAGAAGGGCCCGGCCCCUAAGAUGCUUGGUAACGAGGUGUGCAGCGUGUGCGGGGACAAGGCCUCGGGCUUCCACUACAACGUGCUGAGCUGCGAGGGCUGCAAGGGCUUCUUCCGCCGCAGCGUCAUCAAGGGCGCCCAGUACGCCUGCAAGAACAGCGGCCGCUGCGAGAUGGACAUGUACAUGCGCCGCAAGUGCCAGCAGUGCCGCCUCCGCAAGUGCCGCGAGGCCGGCAUGCUCGAGCAGUGCGUCCUCUCCGAGGAGCAGAUCCGGCAUAAGAAGAUGAAGAAGCAGCACGAGGAGGAGACGGCACGGACGUCGACGGUGGUGACGCCGAACCCGCCGCCUGAGGUGGCCCCGCUCGCCCCCGAGCAGCAGGACAUGAUCGAGAAGCUGGUGGCCAUGCAGAAGCAGUGCAACAAGCGAUCCUUCCUGGACCGGCCCAAAGUCACGCCCUGGCCUCAGAGUCAGGACCCUCAGAAUCGGGAGGUGCGGCAGCAGCGGUUCGCCCACUUCACGGAGCUGGCCAUCAUGUCUGUGCAGGAGAUAGUGGACUUUGCCAAGCAGCUGCCGGGAUUUCUGGAGCUCACCCGAGAGGACCAGAUCGCCCUGCUAAAGACUUCCACCAUUGAGAUCAUGCUGCUAGAAACGUCUCGAAGAUACAACCCUGCCAUGGAGAGCAUCACUUUCCUCAAGGACUUCAGCUACAACAAGGAUGACUUUGCCAAAGCAGGUCUCCAGUUUGAGUUCAUCAACCCUAUAUUUGAGUUUUCCAAGGGAAUGAACGAUCUUCAGCUGGAUGAGGCAGAAUACGCUUUGCUAAUCGCCAUCAACAUCUUCUCAGCAGAUCGGCCCAAUGUGCAGGACCAUGACCUGGUGGAGAGGCUUCAGCAGCCCUACGUGGACCUGCUCAACUCCUACAUCAGGAUCAAGAGGCCUAUGGACCACCUGAUGUUCCCGCGCAUGCUGAUGAAGCUGGUGAGCCUGCGGACGCUGAGCAGCGUGCACUCGGAGCAGGUGUUCGCCCUGCGGCUCCAGGACAAGAAGCUGCCACCGCUGCUCUCCGAGAUCUGGGAUGUCCACGAGUGACAGGUGUCCUUUGGGUGGCUAACUUCCUCUUCGGCCUCCCUAGGAGCCGGGACAUCACUAACCCCAUGAGGAUGACACUUCUGGGGAGGUGGAGCUGGAGAGCUGGACAUCCUCUAUACUAAACAUGUCUCCUGGGCCGCUAGUGACUUUACCUAAUAUAGGUUUGCGGGAGGCUUUUUUGUUUUUCUUUUCUUUCCUCGUUUUCCACUGACCCUGUUCAUUUUCAGGACAGAGACAUGCUCCUCGUCUUCUUGCUGUAGGCAGAGGUGGAUCUGUCUUUUCUGUGGUGGGGAUAAUGAAUCGUGUCACAUGGAAGACCCCCUGACUUGUUCUGAAAUUCUCUCUCUCUCUCUCUCUCUCUCUCUCUCUCUCUCUCUCUCUCUCUCUCUCUCUCUCUCUCUCUCUCUCUCUCAAGAAUGUGAACUGGCCAAGUCCACUACAGAGGUGUUUCUUCUUCUUGUUUCUCUUGUUUUGUUUCAUUUUUCUUUGGUGGUCUUUUUACUCCCCCCCGCAAUUGUAAUUCUCUGUUAUCCUCAAGCAGGUCUUGUCACUUGUUGCCCCGUUCCAAACCCCCGGUAGCACGGGUUUAAUUUCUCCGAGACAAAUUCCAAUCAGUUCUGGCUCCAUGUUCUAAUGGGGUCCUUGACUGACUAUCGUAUUGUAUGCCAGCACAUCAGGUGGUGCACGACACGUUCAGACAUGAUACAUGGCCCUGUUUUUUAUGACUCGUAGGAAGGAACUCUGUGUUGUCACUGUUAGAAAAGAAAAAUCAUCUAUUUAGAGCUGAUAGUAAAGUUGAUGGAUUUUUAACUGGUUUCUUGCAUGGUCAUUCAUGCAAACACAAAACAAUCCAUUAGUCUUAAUAUCUGACAGACACACAAAACACAAUCAAUAUUGCACAGCUUCUUUUAUGCAUUUGGUUAAGGUUGCCGAACGUGUGAGCAUGGGCCGCUCAAUUUUCAAGAGCUACUGUAAGCCUAGAAGUGAUGAAUCCAUCGCCCUGAUUCAACAGUUCAAAAGAGCCUAACAGCAAAUGACAUUUGGUAUAAUGGCAUUUUAAAUCAAUGUUUACAUAACCGUACACCUCCUUGUCUCUCUUAUCCAGUCUAACCAUUCAUCUUUAGUAGACAUUUCUGAGCUACGUGUUUCUCCAGUGAGGCAAUGGCUUUGCAAAGUUUUAGUUGAGUAUCAGCAGUUGAACCCUCACAUCCUCUGCGCUGUCCUAACUUUAUGUCUGGGUCUGAGUGCUCCUCUGGUGUCUGGCUCUGAUUUCAUCAUUCAGUCAUCUGACUUAUUAAUUUCUUAUACAUUAACAUCAUAACACCAUGAAUUUGACCAAAUCACCACAAAUUUUGGUGAAUGCAAUGUGGAUAAAGUCUAAAUUUGCUGUGUCCCCCACUUACUUUUUUUAAUGCUUGACUAACAGAAAUUGUGGAUGUUUUUGUGCAAUGUUUUGAAUCCAGAUAAUGUCUUGCCAUAGUUGGUAGUGAUAAAAUUGAGUCAAAUAAUGAAUAUAUUUAUUACUGUACAAAGGAGCAAAGUGGUGUGAUGCCACACCCGUGAGCCAUACACAGCAAAUGUGAGUUUGUACAUAAGCUCAGAAAGUGAGAACGAAGUGUGAUCCAGUCCUCAAUAGACAAAUUUUGAAUCUACAUACUUGCAGUCUAACAACAUUUUACAAUACAAAAAGUCGUUUGAAACAGACCUUGGGCAUCAAUUUGGGAAUCACAUUUUUGAAACCAGUAUGUGGAAAUGAAUGGCAUUUAUUCAUGAAUUACUUUAUUAUCUGUCAAUUUUUUUGUUGGUUCUGUGUUUGCAAUGCGCCUCUGCAUCGGUGUCUUCCUUCCUUAUUAACGGUAUUGUGUGACCUAAAAACUAACAAUACUUAUCUUCUGGUUUUGCCAUUUGUUUGCUCUAAACAGCUGGAAGAAAAUAUUGGUAUUGAUCAUUGAUCAAUAACACCUCUGCACAGUGUUUUAGGCGACAUAAGAGCUCAGUGAUAACAUUUUCGCAAACAUGUUUGUGCUGCCGUUUUUGACAUUAACAUUUUGCCUUUGGCUUGUUUGGUUGCACAGAUGUUCAGGUUGGGUGUGACUCGGUGGGUGGGUGUUCUUGUUUGUUUUGUAAGGGUCUGUAAAUUGAAAAUGAUGAACACUGACAAAAACAACAGAUUGUUUUAUUUACCUCUGCGUUCAGUUGCUAUGAUUACAUUUCAGUAAAUGGAACAGGAUGACCUACAUGUACCUGUGUGUGGUCAGGUUGGCACAGAUGUGUCCUCCAUGGCAGCAGUGGGGGUGCAGGGUUGAGCAAUCAGAAAUGUGCAGUGAGAGGUGAUCUCCUCCCCUGUCAGGAGCACAACGCAGGGAAAACUCUGGUCUGAUCUGACCUCAAGUAACCUAGACAGCAUGGGAAUACAUGCGGUCAUUUGAUUCAUACAAAGUUCCUGACCGGUAAAAACUGACAAUGACAAAACUAUGUUACAGAGGUCUACCUUACGGGCGUAUUAUUAUGCUGCCUUGCAUUGGCAUUAAAUCAGAUUCUUUCAGAAUAAUUCCCCCCCUUAGGAGUUUCAGUCCAUUUGUAUUUGGUUAUUCACUGGACGCACACCGAAAGUUAUACACAGUGCAGUCAUUUUUAAACAUCGACCCUCACUCUCUCUCCACACGAGUUUCUGCAGGUACAGAUCUCUGUUUUCAUGUGUUAUGUCACCAGUGAGGAAUAUUGUGUCAUGAGCUCUACAUUAACUGUCUUCGAUGCGGUUGCUCUGUAUCAGUCUGCCGUAUCAGUCUUGUGCUUGGUCAGUAUAUCACGAACGUACCGUGACCCACAAAACCCAGAUGUGGAACACUCAUACUUUUGCUCUUGUUGACAUGUAUUUUUUUUCUCUCAUUCUGUAAUGUACUAAUCCAUUCAUACUGCAGUUAUUGUGUCAUUCUUGACAAUGUGACUCAAAUUCAGGUUAACAGCAGUCCUUAUUUGCACAGCCAAAAAAAAAAAGGAAAAGAAAAAACUAAAUCCAAGAUUUGUGAUCAAAUUAAUGUUUCCAGUAUAGAAUUGUUAUAGGCAUCAUUCUGAACUGAUAUGUUGGGUUGCUUAACAUGGAAACUAAUUUUCAUUUGCUUAUAGUUAAUUAAUUGUUGAUUGUAUUGAUUUUAUCAUUUUAUUUAUACACCCUGCUGUGUAGAGAGCCUUUACUCUAAUGGAUUUAACUCUCCUGGUCUAGCAUCCACUGAUGUUACCAUAGAGAUGCGAAUUUGUGUUAACGCCUUAAGUCCUUGAAUACACUGCUUUAUAUGUAUAAAUUAAAGAAGCUGAAAAAUAUACAUUGUUGUGGCAGAGUAUAUAUUUGUUGAGACGCUGAAAUACGUAGGAGACUAAAUACAUCUACCAUUGUUUUUACAGAAAUAUACUGGAUUGAAAUGUGAAACUA